AAUUAGCCGAGGAAAAGGGGAAAAUCCUCGACCUUAACCAGGAAAUUCAUAAGCGAAAAACAAUCACGAGGCAGAAUCAAUUAUUAGAAGAAUUCUAUAAGAAAAAAAAUGAAGAAGAACAAAAGAUAUUUGAUGAUAGUCAGGAGAAAUACUUUGAAGAGUCCAACAAAAAUGGACAAGGCAAGGAAUUGGCUAGUCGGUUCAAAAGUUCGUUGCCGAAUAUUAAUUAUAAAAAGUCAUUUAUAGCCACUGGCUUAGCUGCUACGCAUGUUGUUGCUUAUCAAUACGGACAAAUUGGACAAAGUGCG
Molecule: messenger RNA, 308 nt
Organism: Entrophospora sp. SA101
Lineage: Eukaryota; Fungi; Glomeromycota; Glomeromycetes; Entrophosporales; Entrophosporaceae
Source: the annotation of a GenBank genome assembly